This is a messenger RNA of Didymodactylos carnosus, 561 nucleotides long. Lineage: Eukaryota; Metazoa; Rotifera; Eurotatoria; Philodinida; Philodinidae. The record is from the annotation of a GenBank genome assembly.
AUGACAACAACAAUAAAGUCCACUGGUUCGUUAACAACAACUACUGUCUCUUGUAAUCCAUCUGAAGUUAAUUUGAAAUACUUAAUGAACAUAUCAAAAAUAAAUAAUAACAGUGAAAUAGAAUAUGAUAGACGGAUGGCUGAUACUCUAAUGAAAAGUGUAUUAGAACUUUGGUCAACAAAUUCACAUUGUGACUUAACCAUUUAUCUAAAACAACACAAUCUAAAUAAAAUAGCAUACAAACGUUAUCGUGCACAUCGUUUUGUUCUGUCGAGUGUAUGUGAUUCAAUAAAUAUUGUUAAAGAAGAGAGAAAAUUUUCAAGAAAAAAAACAAUUAAUUAUGUUUGUUAUUUAGAUUAUACACCUAAUCGUGGUCUUGAAUUAUUACUCGUUUAUUUAUAUUCAUCCCGUUUAGUGUUAGACAUAGAGAGUGUUAGUGAUUUACUAAUAGCAUCAAAUGAAUUGGGGGUGAAACAUGUAUUUCUAAGAUGUAUACAAUUUAUAUGGGAUUAUAUUGACGAUUUAUUAUCAAUCGAUGUUACUCGAAUUAAACAGGUGUGA